AUGGAUCCUUUCAAAGGAUCCGAACCCGAAAACCCUAUCGCCACAUGCCUUUCCAUGCUCUCCCUCCGCCGCUUCUCCGCCUGCCGAGACUUCGCCCGCCGCCUCCCUCCAUCCGACAACAUCGCCCGACUCCUCGCCGUAGCCGACGUUCUCUCCGCCGUUGACUUCUAUUCCGUUCUCCAGCUCCAACGCUCCAACGGUUUCAACCGCGACCUCACGCGGCGGCAGUACGCGAAGCUGGCGCUCCUCCUGGACCCGACGAGCCCUGACAAGUUCCCCUUCUCAGAUGAGGCCCUCGCACGUGUGCAGGAAGCCUGGCACGUGCUCUCCCACCCCGAGCGCCGUGCCCUCUACGACCGCGAGCACCCAUUCCCCGCAACGGCGACGUUUUGGAGCGCGUGCCCCUACUGCUGGAAUAUCUUCGAGUACGAGAAGAUGUACGAGGAUUGCGCGCUGCAGUGCCAGGUUUGUGGGAAGGCGUUCCAGGGCGUGGCGGUGGAGUCGCCGGCAAUGGUGGGCGACACAGUGGUGGAGGGAGAGGAACUCCGGCAGUACUACUCGUGCGAGUCGAGUGUGCCCUUGAUGUAUUAUGAGGUAAAGGAGGAGAUUAAGGGUAGGAACGUUUUUGGUGAACAAAAUGCUGCACCGAUUGUGGAUAUUUCUGAUGAUGAUAAUGAAGGGUCUGUUAUAAGAAAUGAAGGGUUGCAAGGGAAUGGUGAGAAGCGGCGAAUGAGGGUAAAAACUGUAGCGAAGAGGGUUAGAGGGAACAGGAUGACUGGGCCUCUUGAUAGUGAUUUGGAUUUGGAUUUGAGUGAAGAAGAUGGUGAAUUGGAGUUCAUUGAAGGAGAGGAUGAUAUCUUUGUCGGUGUGCGAUUUCAAAAGUGA
Messenger RNA from Sphenostylis stenocarpa, 885 nucleotides. The record is from the annotation of a GenBank genome assembly. Lineage: Eukaryota; Viridiplantae; Streptophyta; Magnoliopsida; Fabales; Fabaceae.